AUGGAGCAAAAUUGCUACAGGGUCUCCUUGGAGAGUGCUUCCAAAUACGAGAUCCAAUCCUGUUUGGUCAGCAGGCAAGUAGCUACUGCAAAGAAAGCCACUGUGCACCUCAGCCCUCCGUGGACCACUAUCUUCCAGGGAGAGAAAGUCAUUCUGACCUGCGAUGGAUUCAAUUCCUCCAAACCUAGAACACAGUGGUACAAAGAUGAACAAUGGCAAAAAAAAUGGUCCACAGAAAGCAUUGUGAUCCAACAGGCUGGAGCGUACAGAUGCCAGAACCAAGACUCAGACCUCAGUGACCCUGUGCACCUAGUAGUUUCUUCUGAUCAGCUGAUCCUGCAGACCCCAUAUUCUGUGUUUGAGGGAGACACAUUGACCCUAAAAUGUCGAGGACGACACAAUGAGAGAAUCCGAAAUAUUACAUACUACAAGGAUGGAAUGAUAUUAUCUUAUUUCCUUAAAAACUCUGUCUUCGUCAUCCCACAAGUUGGUUUAAGCCACAGUGCCCAGUAUCACUGCACAGGGAUUGCUGGUCAUUUGAAAAUAUUUUAUCAGAAAAUAAGUUCAAGAAAGGUAGAGCUCCAAAUCCAAGAACUGUUUUCACCCCCUGAGCUGAAAGCCACGACCUCCCAGCCCACAGAGGGGACCCCAGUAACCCUGAGCUGUGACACCCAGCUCUCUCCACGAAGGUCAGACACCAAGCUGCACUUCGCCUUCUUCAGAGAUGGCAGGGCCAUCACAGCAGACUGGAUGAGGUCCCAGGUGCUUCAGAUCCCAGCCAUCUGGAGGGAAGACUCAGGGUCAUACUCGUGUGAGGCCAAAGCAGUGACUCAGGAUAUUCGGAAACAGAGCAAACACGUGAAGAUCAGUGUGAAAAGAAUCCCCAUCUCUGGCAUCUUUAUGAAGAUUCAGCCCUCAGGGGGGCAGGUGACUGAAGGAGAGAAAGUGGUCCUCAUCUGCUCAGUGACUCAGGGCACAGGGAACAUCACAUUCUCCUGGCACAGGGAGGGCAUUAAUGCAAGUCUAGGAGAGAAGACUCGACAUUCUCUGGAGGAGAAGUUUGUGCUCUCUGCUGUGAAUAAGAGUGAUGCAGGGAAGUAUUACUGUACUGCUGACAACAACAUCAGCACCAUCAGCAGCCAAAUGGCAGAUGUCAUUGUAAGAAGAGAAGGCUACCGGUAUCGGAACGGGAAGUGGGAUGAAUUAUUGGAGAAGGGGCUGGCUGGUGGGAGAGCACUGAGGAAAAGCCCCAAGACCCACCGGAAAUAUUUCAGCUAUUUUUGUGGGACCCCGGCUCUGUCAAAACGGCAACAGCAGAGGGCAGCAUAA
Molecule: messenger RNA, 1329 nt
Organism: Gracilinanus agilis (Agile Gracile Mouse Opossum)
Lineage: Eukaryota; Metazoa; Chordata; Mammalia; Didelphimorphia; Didelphidae
Product: Fc receptor-like protein 4
Exons: 7
Coding region: 1-1329 (442 amino acids)
Biological process (GO): cell surface receptor signaling pathway
Molecular function (GO): transmembrane signaling receptor activity
Source: RefSeq, a predicted model, not a curated record